UACCUGUCCUCUUCUGCAUCAGAAGUGUGCAUGCGAUCUUCCUUUGCGAGUGCAGGCAAUUCCUAAGGGCGUAGCACCUGCACCUGCACCUGCAUGGCUGGCCACCUGUGAAUCGCGCCUCACCUUUCCCUUUCCCCGCACGCCAACCUCCUCCCAUUCACCACCACCUCCACCACUUCCUCCUCCUCUCUGCCAACAUGUUCCUCAAGAAACUGGCGGGCUUUCCCCGUCUGCUGUUAGCCGGCAAUCCCACCAAAUAUGAAGUCGGCACUCUCCUGACCGGCAUCGUCGCCGCCAUUGGCGCUGGCGUCCCCUUCCCCAUUAUCGGUAUCAUCUUCGGUGAAUUGCUCGACAACUUCAACUCCAUCUCCUGCGCGGAAUCCAACGGCGAAAGCGACGACUCCGACCAGAGCAGCAUCAACCACGAGAUUCUCCUGAUCGUCUACCUGGGCAUCGCGCAAUUCGUCCUGAUCUACGUCCACCUGACCUGCUGGACCCUCUCCGGGGCUCGCCUGUCCCAGCGUCUUCGCGAGAAAUACCUCCGCAACCUCAUCCGCCAGGAACCCUCCUACUUCGAUAAGCUCCCCCCGGGCGAAGUGGCCUCCCGACUCAGCAGUGACAUCCAGACCAUCCGCUCGGGCACCAGCGAGAAGGUCGGCAUCGUGCUGUCCAGUAUCUCCUUCUUCGUGACCGCGUACAUCGUCGCCUUCAUCAAGGACUGGAAGCUGGCCGCCGAGCUCCUGUCCCUGAUCCCCGCCUACUUCCUCAUGUCCUUUAUCGGCAGUCACUACAUCGAGAAAUACUCCGGCUCCAUGUCCGACUAUGCCGCCACCGCCGCCUCCAUCGCCUCCGAGGCCCUCAACAACCUGGUCGUCGUCCAGGCCUUUGGCGCCAACGUCCGGCUCGAGAAGAAGUUCGCCUCCGCGCUCAAGUCCGCCGAGACCGAGGGGCUGAAGAAGGCGACCGCCGUCGGUGUGCAGGCCGGGUUCUUAUACUUCAUCGCCUACUCGGCCAACGGUCUGGCCUUCUGGCAGGGCGCGAAGCAGGUUGCGGCCAAUGUCCGCGACGGCACCAGUGGCGUCAGCGUCGGCGCCGUCUUCACCGUCAUCUUCAUCCUGGUCGAAGCCACCCUCCUGCUCAGUCAGACGGCGCCCUUCCUCCAUCUGUUCAUCGCCGGUGUCGCCUCCUACGAGAAGCUGCGCGAGGACAUGGACCGCCAGCCGCAGAUCGACGCCACCACCACCGAGGGCCUGCGGCUGCCCGACGGGCAGGCCCAGGGCGGCUUCGAGCUUAAGGACGUGACCUUUGUCUACCCCUCGCGCCCGGAGAUCACCGUGCUGGACAAGGUCAGCCUCAGCAUCCCCGCCAAGAAGCACACCGCGCUGGUUGGCUUGUCCGGCAGCGGCAAGUCGACCAUCGCCGGCCUGGUGACGCGGCUGUACGACCCCGUCGACGGCCAGAUCCUGUUCGAUGGACACGACCUGCGCGACAUCAACACCCGCGAUCUGCGCAGCUACCUGAGUCUCGUGCAGCAGGAGCCCUCGUUGCUCGAUCGUUCGCUGCUGGAGAACAUCGCCCACGGCCUGAUGAACUCGAGCAACCCGGAGCAUCACCGCUUCAAGGAAACGCUUCUCACGACCCAGCUGGAGGAACUCGCCGCUGAGGCGCGCGAGGGUAAGGAUUUGAUGGCGGCGGCGCAGAGUCGCGGCGCCGAGGUUCUGGAGGUGGUGCAGAUGGUGAAGCACGCGGCCACGCUGGCCGAUGCCGACACCUUCAUCAGCGCCUUGCAGUAUGGAUACGGCACGAUGGUGGGGUCGAGUGGCCGACUGAUCAGCGGUGGACAGAAGCAGCGCGUCUCGUUGGCGCGUGCCCUGAUCAAGGACCCUGCCGUGCUGAUUCUCGACGAGGCCACCGCGUCGCUGGACUCACGCAGUGAGCAGCGCAUCCAGCGCGCCAUCAACAACAUCGCCAGCGGCCGCACCAUGAUCACCAUCGCCCAUCGCCUGUCGACCAUCACCGGCGCCGACAACAUCGUCGUUAUGCACAAGGGUACGAUCGUCGAGCAGGGCGACCACGCCACCCUGAUGGCCCGGGGCGGCGCGUAUGCCGACCUCGUCAAGCUGCAGGGCAUGUCCUCGACCUCAGACAAGGACGAUGCUCCCGCGGCCGACACCGCCAGCCGAUCGGACCAGCCCUCAUUGACGGACGUCGAGAUCGAGAACGAAAAGGCCAGCCUGGCCAACACGGAUGAACCCACGGAAAAGACCCCGGGGGUGCACGAAGGCCCGGCCUCGGACGCCAGCAACAACAACAACAACACCCCGGAAGAGGCGGAUCCCGAAGAGCUCAACACUCCGAAGAAGUCCCUUUGGGCGCUGGCCAAGGGCUACGCGCCGGCCCUCCGUCCCCACCUCCUGUACAUCCUCCUCGCCCUGAUCGGCUCGGCCAUCGUCGGUGGUGCCUUCUCAGGCGAAGCCGUCAUCUUCGGUAACACGGUGGGCAGCCUGAACCCGUGCAAGGGGGCAUCGAGCAUCAGCAGCAGCGGCAACUUCUACGGACUGAUGUUCUUCAUCCUGGCGAUCAUCGAGUUCUUCGCCAACGUGGUCAGCUGGGCGGGCUUCGGGCGCAUCUCGGAGAAGAUCGUGUACACGGUGCGGGUGCUGUCGUUCCGGUCGCUGUUCGAGCAGGACCUGCAGUGGCACCAGUCCGAGGGCCGCACGCCGGCGCUGCUGCUCUCGUUCAUCACGCGCGACGGCCAAGCGCUGGCCGGGCUGAGCGGCUCCGUCAUCGGCACCGUCAUCUCCAUCACCAUCAACCUGAUCGCCGCCAUCGUUAUGACCCACAUCAUCGCCUGGCGCAUCGCCCUCGUGUGUCUGGCCCUCGUGCCGCUCCUGCUGGGCGCCGGACUCAUGGAGCUGCGCGUGCUCGGCAAGUUCGAGGAGAAGCACGAGAACGCCUACACUAAGUCCGUCGACAUCGGCGUCGAGGCCAUCACCUCCAUCAAGGCGGUCGCCUCGCUGGCCCUGGAGGAGGUGACUCUACGCACCUACCGCCGCUCGCUACGGGGACCCCGCAAGGAGACCCUGCAGGUGACGCUGCAGGCCAGCUUCUGGCAGGCGAUGACCUACUUCUUGGGGAACAUGGUCAACGCCCUGGCCUACUGGUGGGGCGCCAAGCAGAUCUCCAACGGCAACUACACGCAGACCCAGUUCUUGAUCGUCGUGUUCUCCCUGCUGGUCAGCGCCCUGCUGUGGAGCCAGAUGUUCGCGCUGGCGCCCGAGCUGACGGCAUCCAAGGGCGCCAUGGCGCGCAUUUUGGGGCUGAUCGAGAUCGGCUCCGACAAGAUGCGCGGCAACGUGGACCGGCUGCCGCCCGCGCUGUCCGGGGACAUCGAGUCCGACGCUGUUGUGCACGAGAAGCGCGUCGGCGGCGGUGGUGCCUCCACCGUGCAGCUUCGUGAUGUGCACUUCUCCUACCCGGCGCGCCCGGACAUUAAGGUGCUGAACGGGCUGAGCGUGGACAUCCCGGCGGGCAAGUUCGCGGCGCUGGUGGGCCCCUCCGGCGCGGGCAAGUCGACGAUCAUCUCGCUGGUGGAGCGGCUGUACACGCCGUCGGCCGGGUCGAUCCUGGUCGACAACCUGGACGUGACGCAGACGCGGGGCGUGUCCUUCCGGGACACGAUCUCGCUGGUGCCGCAGGAGAGCGUGCUGUUCGAGGGCACGAUCGAGUUCAACAUCAGCCUCGGCGCGCCGCCGGGCCGCGACGUCACCCUCGACGAGAUCCAGGAGGCGUGCAAGCUGGCCAAUAUCCACGACACGAUCAUGGCUCUGCCCGACGGCUACCAGACCAUGUGCGGCCCCAACGGCAGCCAGUUCUCGGGCGGCCAGAAGCAGCGUCUCAGCAUCGCGCGCGCGCUGGUUCGUAAGCCCAAGCUGCUGAUUCUGGAUGAGUCGACCAGCGCGUUGGACGCCGAGAGCGAGAAGUUGCUGCAGGAUGGGUUGGAAAGGGCUGCUAAAGGCAUCACGGUCGUGGCGAUUGCGCACCGGCUGAAUACGAUCCGCAAGGCGGAUGUGAUCUUUCUGAUUGAGGCGGGUCGGUGUGUGGAUUCUGGCACGCACGAGGAGCUGCUUGAGCGCUCGGAGAGUUAUCGCGCGAAUGUGUUGCAUCAGACUGUGGCUUAG
Molecule: messenger RNA, 4181 nt
Organism: Aspergillus uvarum CBS 121591
Lineage: Eukaryota; Fungi; Ascomycota; Eurotiomycetes; Eurotiales; Aspergillaceae
Product: ABC transporter ATP-binding protein
Exons: 1
Coding region: 198-4181 (1327 amino acids)
Biological process (GO): transmembrane transport
Cellular component (GO): membrane
Molecular function (GO): ATP binding; ATP hydrolysis activity; ABC-type transporter activity
Source: RefSeq, a predicted model, not a curated record